Molecule: messenger RNA, 729 nt
Organism: Ichthyophthirius multifiliis
Lineage: Eukaryota; Ciliophora; Oligohymenophorea; Hymenostomatida
Product: ribosomal protein s14, putative
Exons: 3
Biological process (GO): ribosomal small subunit assembly; translation; maturation of SSU-rRNA from tricistronic rRNA transcript (SSU-rRNA, 5.8S rRNA, LSU-rRNA)
Cellular component (GO): ribosome; cytosolic small ribosomal subunit
Molecular function (GO): mRNA 5'-UTR binding; structural constituent of ribosome; small ribosomal subunit rRNA binding
Source: RefSeq, a predicted model, not a curated record
AUAUAAAAUAAAAAUAGUAACAAAAACAUAAGAAAAAAAAAAAAUAUAUGCCUCCCAAAGCUAAAAAAGAAACAGCCCCAAAAGAAGUAAUUUCAUACGGACCUCCCAACGUAUCCGAAAACGAAUUAGUAUUCGGAGUAUGCCAUAUAUUAGCAACUUGGAACGAUACAUUUAUUCACGUUACUGAUCUUUCUGGAAGAGAAACAUUAGUAAGAGUUACCGGAGGAAUGAAAGUAAAAGCUGACAGAGAAGAAUCAUCUCCUUAUGCUGCUAUGUAAGCUGCUCUUGAUGUUGUUAAUAGAUGCAAAGAAUUAAAAAUUAAUGCCCUUCAUAUUAAAUUAAGAGCUAGAGGUGGUGUUGAUACUAAAUAACCUGGACCUGGUGCUUAAUCUGCUUUAAGAGCUUUAGCUCGUUUUGGUAUGAGAAUUGGAAGAAUCGAAGAUGUUACUCCUAUUCCUACUGAUAGUACUAGAAGAGAAGGUGGUAAAAGAGGUAGAAGAUUAUGAGAAAUAUAUUUAUUUUUUAGAGAAAAGGAUGUUUAUUAGCUUUCCUUUCUUAUUUAUUUUUUUUUUUUUUGAAAAAAAAAGGAUUAAAAAUAAAUAAUAUAGCUUUUUUAUAUAUAUAAGUUAUCUAUUUUAUAAUAAGAAAUUUUAGAUAAUGAAAUAUUUGUUGUUAUUAAUUUUUUGUUGUGAGUAUUUGAAAAAAUAUUUAUAAUUAUUUAAACUUUUC